UUAACUUGUCCAGUCGGCAGGCCGCCUGUGACAACAUGGUUGCUGUGACGGCCUCACUGAAAUCUCUCUCAUAAUUGAGCAAGACAGCCAUCUGCUUACUCAGCCUGGACCUCAGCUUCUACCUCUGAACAUGUCCUUCUCAGCACCCAGUACCUGGGAGCAGAUGUUUCAAGAACUGAUCCAGGAGGAGAAACCCAGGGCCAAGUGGACCUUCCAGUUGGAUAAGAACAUUUUACCCUAUGUCAUGGCCCCGGGAUGGCGGCAGUACCAGCAGACAGGACUUGGCCGGUUCCAGUGUUCCAUAUGUAACAGAUGGUGGAUUUCUGCUCAAGUGAAGAUCCUGUGCCACAUGUACCGGGAGCCAGGGAAAUCGCAGGGCCAAGUACUUAUGAGGAUCUUUGGUCAGAGGUGCCAAAAGUGUUCUAAGUCUCGAUUUGAGAAUCCUGACUUCUUCACAGACAGCAUCAGAAGGAUUCUGGAGAACCUAAUUAAUUAUAUUCUGCAGAAAUACUAUGGUCAUGGCUCCAAGAAGAAACCAUCAACUUCAAAUGAGAAACCUCUUGAGAAGGUGCUUUUGAAUAGACCCCAUGACACAGCCAAUUGUGAGGCAUGUACUCUGGGCUACCAUGGAGCUUGUUCCUUUGCAUAUGAAGCAAAUCUGCAAAAAUCCCUAUCUUCCCAACCAAAGAGCCACAGUUCUCUUCCACCAAACAGCCACAGUUCUCCUCCACCAAAGAGCCACAGUUCUUCCCCACCAAUGAGCUACAGUUCUUGCCUAAAAAUGAGCCACAGUUCUUCCCUAACAAUGAACCACAUUUCUCCCCCACCAAAGAGCCACAUUUCUUCCCCACCAAAGAGCCACAGUUCUCCUCCACCAAAGAGUCACAGUUCUCCUCCACCAAAGAGCCACAGUUCUCCUCCACCAAAGAGCCACAGUUCUCCCCCACCAAAGAGCCACAGUUCUCCUCCACCAAAGAGCCACAGUUCUCCUCCACCAAAGAGCCACAGUUCUCCUCCACCAAAGAGCCACAGUUCUUCCCCACCAAAGAGCCACAGUUCUUCCCCACCAAUGAGUUAUAGCUCUUCCCUAACAAUGAGCCACAGUUCUUCCCCACCAAUGAGCUACAGCUCUUCCCUAACAAUGAGCCACAGUUCUUUCCCACAAAAGAAUCACAGUUCUUCCCUACCAAAGAUCCACAGUUCUUUACCUCAGACUAGGAAUAUGUAUUUUGAGAAUAGGCAUUUUGAGGAACACAGAGAGCCCCGUUACACAGAGCUGUUAAUGGUUUUCUCUCUUGCCGCACUUACCUUUAUUCUUCAAUUCUUUAAAUAAUAGGCUUAUCAUGUUGUUUUCAUUCUAUGGUUAUCAAUAAUAUGGAUGUCAUUUUAACAUGACAGUGAAUUGAUUUGAGAUCAAGCAAGGCCAAGAAUGUAGAGUAAACAAACAUGGUUUCCUGGACAUGCUCUGAAAUGACAAACACAUAAUGGACUCCAAAACAAAUUUGUAUUAAAUCACUGAACAGUCUCAAUUUGCU
Molecule: messenger RNA, 1535 nt
Organism: Onychomys torridus (southern grasshopper mouse)
Lineage: Eukaryota; Metazoa; Chordata; Mammalia; Rodentia; Cricetidae
Gene: Rtp4
Product: receptor transporter protein 4
Exons: 3
Coding region: 131-1333 (400 amino acids)
Biological process (GO): detection of chemical stimulus involved in sensory perception of bitter taste; protein insertion into membrane; protein targeting to membrane
Cellular component (GO): cytoplasm
Molecular function (GO): olfactory receptor binding
Source: RefSeq, a predicted model, not a curated record